Symbiodinium pilosum is the source of this 1188-nucleotide messenger RNA. NCBI's taxonomy places the organism in Eukaryota, Dinophyceae, Suessiales, Symbiodiniaceae. The record is from the annotation of a GenBank genome assembly.
AUGAACGGUAGAUGGCUGAGAUGGCUGGUUGUCCUGGCUGGUUGGCAGUGCGACUAUGCAGUAUUCCAAGAAUUCGCGGCUGAGGCAGAGGCAUUGGCUGCGCUGACGGCGAACAAGGCUCUGGCUUUGAAAGCCGAUCCUGCAGAAGCAGCGCAGCUGAUAAGAAAUGGAUGGUGGAUGCUGUGCCGUGAGCUCGUCCUUGCCUCUCAUGGCCAGAGCGGCUUUGGGGCCUUGGAGAAGGCAGUUCGCCAGGAAGUGACGCAACUCAAACAGAACGCAGAUGAUCUUCUUUUGGCCUUGAGCCCCCAAGAUGAAAGUCGAAUUGGGAUGGUGCGAUGUGCCACUCAGUGGGCGCAGAACAGUUCAGCGAUUUUCCUCAGCAUCAAGUUUGCGCAUCGAUGGUCUUCACCUGGCGCGUUGAAAGUACAGGACGAGAAGAUCGAGGUCUCCUCAUGCUGUUUUAACUUCUCUGCUUCCGGAGACCACUCACAGCUCAAGAAGCGCUAUGCGCUCGACCUGGCAUUUUACGGCGAGGUUGACCCAGACCACUGGUCAUGGCAACUUGCUUCUGCUGGUCGAAUGACUACAGAGAUUCGCAAGCGACAACGAGGGAACUGGCCUCGACUGCUUGAAUCCAAAAGCAAGCCCGGAAACUUACAGCAGUGGGACUCUAUGCAGGACCGCUGGAAAAGCGAACUAAAAGAGUUCGAUCGCCAGCACAAGGCCGCUAACAAAGAAGCCGAUAGUGCUGAAGGACAGGAAGCUGCAGAGGAAGAAAUGCAUUCCAGCGGCAGGAAGAAAUGCGUGGACAGCCGUGCUUCUCCAUUCUCCAGUGCUGGCAAUGUUGCAAGGCUCUGUGAGGCUUACUGGCCAGUGAGGAUGGACACGAAAAAGAAGGGCAAGUCCUCAACCUGGCUGGUGCUCUUUCAUUCUCCGUCGGAGAUGAAGUGCUACGACCGUGGCGAGGAGUGCCAGCGGGUUAAAGAUCGAUGGGAAGCCGUUGGUCGAAAGGUGGAGCAGGUCAGUGAGGCUUUGGUCGGGGCCGUGGACUGCGACCGGCACGCAGACCUCUGCCAGAGGGAGAAGGUUAGAACACUGCCAUUUGUUCGACGCUAUCGAAAUGGCAAGAAGAAGACCUACUACGGUGAGUGGGACAUCGACUCCAUCAUGAAGAUUGUUGUGGAUUGA